Plasmodium gallinaceum is the source of this 831-nucleotide messenger RNA. RefSeq names its product fam-g protein. The coding region runs from base 1 to 831 and encodes 276 amino acids. The transcript is spliced from 2 exons. The record is from RefSeq and is a predicted model, not a curated record. NCBI's taxonomy places the organism in Eukaryota, Apicomplexa, Aconoidasida, Haemosporida, Plasmodiidae.
AUGAAAACGUUAACUUUAUAUUUAAAAAUUACUAUAUUCCUUCUUUUAAUUUGGAUGUACCAUUGUUUUUAUAACUGUGAUUCCAAUAAAACAUUGGUUGAUAAAAAUAUAUUGCAAACGAAAAAUAAGUUAAAAUAUGAAAGACUAUUAACAGAGGGUGACAUAGCAGGAAAAAAGCAAUCUUACGGUGAAGAAUGCCUAGAAAAAUGUCCAUUGGAUAAUAAAAAAAACAAAUGGAAAAAUCCAGUUCUACACGAGAAUCCGUACGAUCAUUGGAAUAAAGUCGUUACUCCAUUUUUGCGGCAGGAAUUUAAUAAAGAAACAGAUGGAAUGGACCCUAAAUGGAGAGAACAAAAAUGGAAUAAUGAAUGGAAUAAUAUUUCAGCGAAUAAUGUUAAUGAACUAUCUUCAAUAUUUGAUCGAAGUGAUAUUUCAGAAGAAGAAAAACAAAAAUUGAUUCGUAGUACUAAGCAAGAACUCCACAUAAAAUUUGUGAAAUUUUUAGACGAAUGUAAGAAAGAGAUAAUAGGCAAUAAAACAGAAUCCGAAUCUAAGAAUGAUAUGACAGACAAUAAAACAGAAUCCGAAUCUAAGAAUGAGAUGACACACAAUAAAACAGAAUCCGAAUCUAAGAAUGAGAUGACACACAAUAAAACAGAAUCCGAAUCUAUGAAUGAGAUGACAGACAAUAAAACAGAAUCCGAAUCUAAAAAUGAGAUGACAGACAAUAAAACAGAAUCCGAAUCUAAGAAUGAGAAGGGAAAAAAUAAAAUAAAAAAUAAGAAAUCAAAUAUUUUCAAAUUUUUUUUUAAGAAGUUUGAUAAUCAUUAA